GUCGUCCAUCCGUGCAAGUCGAGGGACCAUUGGCGGCUAUUUCCUGGCCGGGAGGUCCAUGAGCUGGUGGCCACACCUCCGGAAGAACAGGAAGUUGGGCGGAAGUGAGUCCCACAUUGUAUAGGUGAAGAAGCUGAGGCGUUGAUAGAGGAAGUGAUUUUAUUGUGGUGACACAGGAUACGAAAAGGAACACGGCUCUGCCCCUAGCUGCCCCCAGCUCUCUCCCCGAGGUCUCCUUAAGCCUCCUCCCAGGCUCCAGAGCCCCUUCCUCUCCCCCUUCUCCCCUCCCAGUCAGAGAUCCCAUCUAAUAAUAAGAGUGCUCAUUGACCAAGUGCUCAUUAAGUGGCAAGCACCAUUUGUGUAGUGUUACUGGAGCCAGACAGCCAGGGAUUGAAUUCUCAUUUGGUCACUUACUAGUUCUGAGACUUGGGCAAGUUACCUAUCUGUGCCUCAGUUCACUCAUGGAUAAGAUGGGGAUAAAAGUAGCACUGAGGGUUGUGGUGAGGAUUAAAUGAGUCCCCAUACUCAGAAGGCCAGCUGGUUCCUGGAGAUGCUGCACAGGCCCUGACUGCCCUGAUCAUGCUCACCAUCAUCACUGCUCUCUACUGCCUCCAAGUGCUUGGCUGCGCCCCUGGAGAACUAACUCAGAGGUCGAUCUGGCCUGUGCUCAGUCCCUUGGCUCCUCCCUCUGCCUGGCUCGCCCUGGGGUGGUGGGAGGGCUUUUCCUUCCCUCCUGUGGGACUUCCCUAUCCCCUUCAGCUUCCUUUCUUUGGAGGCCCUCAGACCCAUGGCCUCAGGGCGGAGGUCCACACUCCCCACUUCCAGGCUUCCUUCCCACUUUCCCUUUUUUCCCACUUCACCAUUUACUCACUGGGUGACCUGGAGCCAGCGAAUUCAUCUUUCCUUACAUUAGUUCCUUCCUCUGUAACCUGGGAUGACUAAUACCCCUCCCUGCGGAUAUCUAUGGAAUUAAAUGUAUUUAUGAAUGCAGUGCCUGGCAUACAGUGGGUACCCAACAAAUAUCAGCUCCAUGCCUCCUCACUACUCAUGGUCCUCACUCCAGAUUCAUUCAGAUCACUCCCGACUCCUGACCCUUGAUCCAACUGUGCCUUGCAGAUUGGAGCAUCUCUGAUGUCCAGCAAUGUGGGCAGUGGCUUGUUCAUCGGCCUGGCUGGGACAGGGGCUGCCGGAGGCCUUGCUGUGGGUGGCUUCGAGUGGAACAUGAGGAAAUCAAGGUCUGGAGGAGACAGAGGGAUCCAUCCAAGGUCACACGGGAGGACUGGGGUCAGGUCCCAGGUCUCUUAUUUCUCUGUUCGGGGGCCUCCCACAGCACAGCACUGCCUCUGGGUGGGAAGCCGCCCCUCUGUCUACAUCCAGGACCUGGAUACCUUCUUCUUCUCCCCACUCUCCCAGGCAACCUGGCUGCUCCUGGCCCUUGGCUGGGUCUUCGUCCCUGUGUACAUCGCAGCAGGUGUGGUCACAAUGCCACAGUACCUGAAGAAGCGAUUUGGGGGCCAGAGGAUCCAGGUGUACAUGUCUGUCCUGUCUCUCAUCCUCUACAUCUUCACCAAGAUCUCGACUGACAUCUUCUCUGGAGCCCUCUUCAUCCAGAUGGCAUUGGGCUGGAACCUGUACCUCUCCACAGGGAUCCUGCUGGUGGUGACUGCCGUCUACACCAUUGCAGUGUGGCCAUGCACAGGGCAGGCAGCCAGAGAGGACCCCAAACUGGUGCUGACUGAUGAGCCCUCUCCUUGGGUCCCCAGGGGGCCUCACGGCCGUGAUCUACACAGACGCUCUGCAGACAGUGAUCAUGGCUUUCAGGACGUGGGCUGGUACCCAGGCCUGGAGCAGCGGUACAGGCAGGCCAUCCCUAAUGUCACAGUCCCCAACACCACCUGUCACCUCCCACGGCCCGAUGCUUUCCACAUGCUUCGGGACCCUGUGAGCGGGGACAUCCCUUGGCCAGGUCUCAUUUUCGGGCUCACAGUGCUGGCCACCUGGUGUUGGUGCACAGACCAGGUCAUUGUGCAGCGGUCUCUCUCGGCCAAGAGUCUGUCUCAUGCCAAGGGAGGCUCCGUGCUGGGGGGCUACCUGAAGAUCCUCCCCAUGUUCUUCAUCGUCAUGCCUGGCAUGAUCAGCCGGGCCCUGUUCCCAGACGAGGUGGGCUGCGUGGACCCUGAUGUCUGCCAAAGAAUCUGUGGGGCCCGAGUGGGAUGUUCCAACAUUGCCUACCCCAAGUUGGUCAUGGCCCUCAUGCCUGUUGGUCUGCGGGGGCUGAUGAUUGCCGUGAUCAUGGCCGCUCUCAUGAGCUCACUCACCUCCAUCUUCAACAGCAGCAGCACCCUGUUCACCAUUGACGUGUGGCAGCGCUUCCGCAGGAAGGCAACAGAGCAGGAGCUGAUGGUGGUGGGCAGAGUGUUUGUGGUGUUCCUGGUUGUCAUCAGCAUCCUCUGGAUCCCCAUCAUCCAAAGCUCCAACAGUGGGCAGCUCUUCGACUACAUCCAGGCUGUCACCAGUUACCUGGCCCCACCCAUCACCGCUCUCUUCCUGCUGGCCAUCUUCUGCAAGAGGGUCACAGAGCCCGGAGCUUUCUGGGGCCUCGUGUUUGGCCUGGGAGUGGGGCUUCUGCGCAUGAUCCUGGAGUUCUCAUACCCAGCGCCAGCCUGUGGGGAGGUGGACCGGAGGCCAGCAGUGCUGAAGGACUUCCACUACCUGUACUUUGCAAUCCUCCUCUGCGGGCUCACUGCCAUCGUCAUUGUCAUUGUCAGCCUCUGUACAACUCCCAUCCCUGAGGAACAGCUCACACGCCUCACAUGGUGGACUCGGAACUGCCCCCUCUCUGAGCUGGAGAAGGAGGCCCACGAGAGCACACCGGAGAUAUCCGAGAGGCCAGCCGGGGAGUGCCCUGCAGGAGGUGGAGCGGCAGAGAACUCGAGCCUGGGCCAGGAGCAGCCUGAAGCCCCAAGCAGGUCCUGGGGAAAGUUGCUCUGGAGCUGGUUCUGUGGGCUCUCUGGAACACCGGAGCAGGCCCUGAGCCCAGCAGAGAAGGCUGCGCUAGAACAGAAGCUGACAAGCAUUGAGGAGGAGCCACUCUGGAGACAUGUCUGCAACAUCAAUGCUGUCCUUUUGCUGGCCAUCAACAUCUUCCUCUGGGGCUAUUUUGCGUGAUUCCACAGACCUGGCUUCAGUGUAGACAGAUUAAACAAAGCCCAAGCCUGUCAGCCACAGAAACAGGCUCUCCUCUUACUUUGCUGUCUAAACUGGAGACCACAGAAGUCAAGACUGCAAGCUCCCCUGAAGAGAAUCCAACUCAACCUGCACACUUGACAAGUGGAGAAACAGAAGCCCAGAGAGAGCACUGGGUUUGUUCAGGACCACCCAGAAGGUGUCACAUGGGGUUUCCCCACUCUUUCUGAUAUAUUGCCUUACAGACCUACCUCAAACACACUGUUUCCACCCUCUUCUUGAAUGUAUUCAGUAGCCUUUACUGAAUGUGUGUCUUGAGAGUAGAAAAGUGGAGGAUACAAGAAAAGGAGCAGGAAGAAAUUUGCAAAAAUCCAAGAGCACCUUUGCUCCCUCUUAUCCUCCUUCCUCUUCCCCUUUCUAGUUCCCCUACCUCUCUAUCUUUCUAUUCUCACCAAUAAUCUAUUUGUUGCAUGAAUUUACCCAGGAGAGUCCUAUAUUUCCAUUGGUGGCUCCACAGUGGUGGCUGUCAGCCCCAAAGGGGUGGGGAGCCAAGGGUGGACUUUAAGCAUGGUGACAGAUGGUAUUUUGGGCAGAAAGCUCUUAGACAAUGGACUAUCCAAAGCACUAUUUAAAUUCUGCCUCUUCCUACUCUCUAACCCAAAUAUGCACGAACUCUCUAUGGCCUUGAGAAGCAGUUGGAGAGACAUGACUUGUUAAAACCUCAAGGAAUCAAGACAUGUUACUCUGUAUUUAAGGGUAAGCCCCACAGCGGGCAGCACAAACAGCCUGGGAGCCACUGUGCCUGUGCUUCUCUGUCCUUCUCCCUUUGCUUGCCAUGAAUCCGCAUACCUUGGAAUACACUGUGACCCCAGUUAAGUGUCCCUUUGCCAGGAAGCUGCCGCAACGUCCAGACCUGGGUCAAGGUCCCACUCCUGCUCCCAUAGCCUUGACCUGCUUCUGUCACAGCACUGAUCACACUGAGAUGGAAGACUCCAGGGGGCAAGGACCAAGGGCCAUAUCCCAAGUGACUUUGUACCCAGAAAAUAACAGCUGUUCAAUAAAUGUGUAUUGAGUUAAUUA
Pan troglodytes (chimpanzee) is the source of this 4266-nucleotide messenger RNA. RefSeq names its product solute carrier family 5 member 9 (gene SLC5A9). Gene Ontology annotation, biological process: transmembrane transport. Bases 1132 to 3168 code for a protein of 678 amino acids. NCBI's taxonomy places the organism in Eukaryota, Metazoa, Chordata, Mammalia, Primates, Hominidae. Gene Ontology annotation, cellular component: plasma membrane. Gene Ontology annotation, molecular function: D-glucose:sodium symporter activity. The record is from RefSeq and is a predicted model, not a curated record. The transcript is spliced from 13 exons.